AUGGUGAAGGUGGUGAUGGAGGACAACGAGAGCCACGGCAGCGGAGUGCAGCACCAUUCGUCGUCGCCGGCGCAAAACCGGCAACAGCGGCAGAAAGUGGAAGUGUACAAUGAGAUUCUUCGCCGGCUUAAGGAUUCCGGCAACGAAGAGGCUAUGCAGCCAGGCUUCAACGAUCAGCUUUGGGCUCACUUCAACCGCCUUCCUACACGGUAUGCACUUGAUGUGAAUGUGGAAAGGGCGGCAGAUGUUCUUAUGCACAAGAGAUUACUUCGUUUGGCACAUGAUCCUGCUAAUAGGCCUUCAAUUGAAGUUCGCUUAGUUCAGGUUCAUCCCAUAUCUGACGGAAACUCAGCUGAUUCUUUCCAAUCAGCUACUCCUGAGAUAGAAUCUGGUCAAAGCUCUUCAAAGUACUCAAGCAGACAGAGUAUACAUCCACCUCCUGCUUUUGGUUCUUCUCCUAAUCUUGAAGCACUAGCUCUCGACGCAAGUAAUUCUGAAGGCAUAAAGGAGGAACAAUCUGUGCAUGCCAAUGUACAAUAUUCACGGCCUAUGCAUGAAAUCACCUUCUCAACAGAUGACAAGCCAAAGCUUCUCAGUCAGUUAACAGCUUUACUUGCUGAGAUUGGACUGAACAUCCAAGAGGCGCAUGCCUUUUCCACAACUGAUGGUUACUCAUUAGAUGUGUUUGUUGUCGAAGGAUGGCCCUACGAGGAAACGGAGAAGCUUAAAGCAACUUUGGAAAAAGAAGUAUCGAAGAUUGAGAGGCAGGUGACGUCUGGUCAGCAAUCAGCAUCUUCUGUCGAGAAGCUUGAUCAAGCAGUGGUCAAAUGUGAACCAGAUCAUUUGACAAUACCUAAUGACGGGAUAGAUGUUUGGGAAAUAGACCCUAAACAUUUGAAAUAUGGAACUCAAAUUGCAUCUGGAUCAUAUGGUGAACUAUUUAAAGGUGUAUAUUGUAGCCAGGAAGUAGCCAUCAAAGUUCUCAAGGCUGAGCAUGUAAAUUCAGAAUUGCAGAGAGAGUUCGCGCAGGAAGUCUAUAUCAUGAGAAAGGUUCGACACAAGAAUGUUGUACAAUUCAUUGGAGCAUGUACCAAGCCCCCACGCCUAUGCAUAGUAACAGAGUUUAUGUCUGGUGGAAGUGUGUAUGACUACCUACAUAAGCAGAAGGGUUCUUUUAAAUUUCCUACCCUGCUCAAAGUUGCAAUUGAUGUUGCUAAAGGAAUGAACUACUUGCACCAACACAACAUAAUCCACAGAGACCUGAAGGCUGCCAAUCUUUUGAUGGAUGAAAAUUGUAUUGUAAAGGUCGCUGAUUUUGGGGUUGCUAGAGUGAAAGCACAAUCUGGAGUUAUGACAGCAGAAACGGGAACAUAUCGAUGGAUGGCUCCUGAGGUUAUAGAACACAAGCCGUAUGAUCACAAGGCUGAUGUAUUUAGUUUUGGAAUUGUUUUAUGGGAGUUGCUCACUGGAAAGCUUCCAUACGAAUAUUUGACUCCUCUACAAGCAGCUAUAGGAGUGGUUCAAAAGGGUCUACGACCCACCAUCCCCAAGAACAGCCAUCCAAAGUUUGUUGAGCUUCUUGAGAGGUCUUGGCAGCAAGAUCCAACAUUGAGACCUGAUUUCUCUGAAAUUAUCGAGAUCUUGCAGCAGUUAGCUAAAGAGGUUGGAGAUGAAGGAGAGGAGCGGCGCAGGGAUAAAUGGGGAGGGUUUCUGUCUGUCCUCAGACAAGGUCAUCAUCACUAAGAGGUUAUUUGAAUAGAUUGUGUUCAUAACAUGGUCAUAGCUAGGAACAAGGGCCAUUUCGCAUUAAGUUUUUCGUUGACAUGUACAGUUUUCUUCACGUUAUCUAAUUGCUUUUAUAAUAGAUUUCGCACGAUUUAUGCAUUUUGAAAAUGAUCAAUUACCCAUUUAUCUUCGAGUUUUACGAUGGCAUUUUUCUUUUCUCUGUAAAAG
Molecule: messenger RNA, 1953 nt
Organism: Gastrolobium bilobum
Lineage: Eukaryota; Viridiplantae; Streptophyta; Magnoliopsida; Fabales; Fabaceae
Product: serine/threonine-protein kinase STY46-like
Exons: 16
Coding region: 1-1743 (580 amino acids)
Biological process (GO): protein phosphorylation
Molecular function (GO): ATP binding; protein kinase activity
Source: RefSeq, a predicted model, not a curated record